This is a messenger RNA of Bursaphelenchus okinawaensis, 3085 nucleotides long. Lineage: Eukaryota; Metazoa; Nematoda; Chromadorea; Rhabditida; Aphelenchoididae. The record is from the annotation of a GenBank genome assembly.
AUGGCUAAAGGUCGGUGUUUUCAGGCGUCUUCCGAGGCCGAUCUAGCUGAAAAUUCGUUAAGACGAUCAACUCGGGUCAGCGCCCUUCAGGCCCAGAAAAAGCUCAAAAAUAAGGACGGAAUGGUUGACUCUCAAGUCGUAAGUUUCUUUUCUUUGAAAAGUUUGAUGAAUUUAGGUACAGAUUGAUAGCAUCGAGGUUAUAAAAGGUUAAUUAGGGUUUAAGAUGGGUUUUCAGUUUUGAAGCUUUAUAGGACAAAGGUUUUGUUAUCUAAAAUAAGGUGUUUCAGAUAUAAGAACCGUAGUGUUUAUGUUUGAUCUAAAGUUUUUAAAAAAUAGUUUGUUUAAAUAAUAAUCUACGUUUUUAAAAGGUUUUUACAAAUUCUUAUAUUUAAAUAAUUAUUUCAUUUAUGAAAUACAGUUAUUGUUAUCUAAAACAACGCUUUUCAGAUCCAAAAUGGUGUAAAUCACACAGAAUUGCCUGAUCUGCCGAUAAAAACGACGGCUGCAGAUGCCGAAGCCUUAGAAUCACCAAAGAAAAAGAAGCGAAAGCUCUCUGGAGCAGGUAACAUGGACCAAUAUGAUUGUGCAUUCGGGAUAAAGGUAGAUGAAGAUGGGGAUGUAGUAGCGAUGACUGAAGACAGUGAAUUGUCAUCUUUGAAUGAGGAGGAGACCAAGCAAGUCAAGGAGAAGUGGGAAGAACAUACGGUAAGGUUUUGAAUACUUUUUUGCUUUUUAGGUAACAGUAUUGAUGUUUCGAAGAUUUUUAGUCUAAAAUAGAGAUUUUGGAAGGAACAUGGACUAAAACUAUAUAAUACACAGGCCGGGGGAUGCAAAAUUUGUUAUAGAAACCGUAAAUAGUUCAUUUUGAGCAAAAAGCCUAAAGCAGAUAUAAAACUUAAUAUAAUAUUGUUUUCAGAGUAAACUGAAAGACUUGAACAAUGAAAAACUAAGAGAACGUGAAGUUCAAGUCAAAGAUCUGGAGGCCUCGUUACGAACUGAAGAAGCUCUUCUGGCUAUGUUGAAGAAGACUAAGCAACUACAGUCAAAGAAGGGACAGGUAAGACAAUGUUUAUUAAUGUCUUAUUAUUUUUAAAAUUUAAAAAGGAAUUUAAAGCAUUAUUAUGUAAUUUUUGAUAAAAUAAUGUAACUCACUAUCUAGUCGACUUAAUACUUAUUCAUUUCUUUUCAGCACGAUCCAAAACUAUUGGCAUCAGUGGCCCAAAACUCAUCUGGAGCUGCUUACAAACCAGCAAUAGCUGCUCCAUCAGCUAAACUGAACGGUGGAGUGUCGAAACAGAACCGACCAAACAAGACACAGAAGAAUGGACAACAAACCAUCACUCCACAACAACAACAAGCUCUUCAGAAGCUGAUCGAGACUAAACAAUUACGUCCAGAGCAUCUACAACAAUUAGCUCAGCUAGCUGGACCUCAAUUCACUCAAAUCAUUGGCCACAUCGCUUCACAGCACCAAAAACAACAAGAAAUGCAACGUGAAAAGGAUGCCGAGCUUCAGAAGAAGGCUGAAGUGGCCCGACGAGAGCAGGAGCGGAAGAGUCAAGCUGCUGCGGCAGCGGCCGCUGCUUUGGAAGCCGAGCGACAGGCCAAGCUAAGUGAACAAACUCAAACCCAGAAGAUCAACGCGGCACGACAACAGUUGCGUCGACAUCUGGAGUCGCAACUUUUGCAACUUCCUGCACCCAAAACACCCGCCAACGAUCUAAAUUUCAUUCCAAAUGCUGCUCAGCCCGAUUUCUGUUACUUGUUAGGGCUGGAUCUUGUUGUUCAGAGGAAUUUGAAGGACAAGACGGUGUUUAAGAAAGUAGAUGUAAACCCAUACCUUUGCGAAGAAUGUGGGACCGACUUUACCCCUAGCUGGAAAGUCAUCUCCGGUGACAAAGGUGAACUUCAUGUGUAUUGUGAACAAUGUGUGAAGAUCGCCACCAAAAGGAAAGUACGAAACGAAAGGACCAGUUUGUACAAAAAGGUCUUCCAGAAGAUUGCCGAGCAAGAAAAGGUUUGUUUUUUGAUAUUUGAUACCUAAAAUAAUAUAUUUUUUAUUACCUAAACUAAUAUAUUUGCAAAAGUUUUAUUACUUUGGAUGUUUUUACCCGCAAUUUCAAUUUCAGGAGUUCGAUCGCCAAAUUUCCUCAGGCAAGUUCAACGAAGCCACUUCCUCCACAGCCACAACCUCAAAUGGCACUUCCACCCCCUCCAAGAACACGGCCAACUUCAAUGCAGCCGCGUUGUCUGGCCUAAGCGGCGCGGCCAAGGCCCUAAACCAAUCUGCCGCCUCGCUAGCUGCCGCAGCCGGCUCCGGAGCCAGUCCCGCUUCGAUGGCAGCCCGCUCUUUCCAAAAUAACAUGCGAAACACGGCGAGCACGACGAAGGACGUGAAGAAACCCAUAUCCACCCCCACCACAACUUCCACGCCCUCAUCGUCGGCCAACCGGAAACGGCCCAACUCCUCGACUAACAACGCACAAAUGCAACAACUACUGACGGCCAUGAUGCAGAACCCCCAGAUGGCACAGCAAAUGCAACACUUCAAUCAGCUCAACAUGUUGAGGAACAACCCGGUCAUGUUGGCGGCGUUGUCGUCGAAUCCACAGAUGUUACAGGUAAGGACUUUGAUGUUUUUUGAAAGGAUAAAGUUAAGAAGGAAGAUAUAGUGAGGGUUUGUUGUUUUAAAACACGCCAUUAUUUUUGCAUAAGAGGAUACUUUUUUUUGAUAUUUUUUAUCAUUUAUAUGAUAAAUAUCAAAAUUUAAAUACCUAUUCUUUCGUUUCAAAUAAAUAUUUUUAAUUUUUAGCAACUAAUGCAACGGACCAGCUCGUCGAACAGCUCGGGCAGCUCCUCCUCCUCCAACAAUAACACCGCCCAAUUAAUGCAACAGUUCCUGACGGCCCAAUACUUGGCCGCCAACCAAUCCGGAUCUCAGUCCUCGUCUUCGUCCAACUCGAAUUCGGCCGCCCUCCAACAUCUCCUCAACUCGAACCAACAACAACUCAUGCGACAGUUGGGCAGCAACAACAACAUCAUGCAGGCACUACAACAAAUGACUGCUGUCAGUCGCAAAAAAUAA